Molecule: messenger RNA, 579 nt
Organism: Impatiens glandulifera
Lineage: Eukaryota; Viridiplantae; Streptophyta; Magnoliopsida; Ericales; Balsaminaceae
Product: probable E3 ubiquitin-protein ligase plr-1
Exons: 1
Coding region: 1-579 (192 amino acids)
Source: RefSeq, a predicted model, not a curated record
AUGGAGCUAUUUGAGUAUUCUUUUCAAUAUGUUCAUGCCACCAUCAAGUUUGACGACACCUUCAAAAUUAACGAACUACCCACAUAUAGCAUCUCUCUUCAUAUGGUAACUGUUAAGGAAGAAUGGAGUCGUUCAACAGGAGGCGAAUCGAUGAUCAUCGAUGCCAAAGAUAUUGGCCCAGAAGUUUGGACAUAUUUGGAGAACAUUCAAAGACAUGAGAUUGCGACGUAUGUUCAAGAAUGGCUUCGAGAGUCAGAUGUGCAGUUAAAUGAAAGGAAAAAAGUAGGUGAAAAGAUUAACAAUAUUUUACAGGAGUGUUCGAUCAUGUGUUACUUCUCAUUCUACAUCCGUCUAGAAUACGAUAUUGAUAAGAUCAUGGAUGAGAAUAAAUCAAUUGCAUCAGAUAGGGAGGAGAAAUAUAUGUGCGCGAUUUGUUUGGAGAAUUAUAAUGCUGGAGAUGAGAUUAAUUUAAUGCUGCAUUGUUCACAUCAAUUUCAUUGUGUUUGUAUUAAGAAUUGGAUAAAGAUCAGCAAUUCUUGUCCUGUGUGUCGUGAACCUAUAUUGUCUUAUAUGUAUUAG